This is a messenger RNA of Poeciliopsis prolifica (blackstripe livebearer), 3234 nucleotides long. RefSeq names its product RNA binding motif protein 25b (gene rbm25b). Gene Ontology annotation, biological process: mRNA processing; regulation of alternative mRNA splicing, via spliceosome. The record is from RefSeq and is a predicted model, not a curated record. The transcript is spliced from 17 exons. Gene Ontology annotation, cellular component: spliceosomal complex. Bases 142 to 2616 code for a protein of 824 amino acids. Gene Ontology annotation, molecular function: mRNA binding. NCBI's taxonomy places the organism in Eukaryota, Metazoa, Chordata, Actinopteri, Cyprinodontiformes, Poeciliidae.
UGUUAUUUGAAGGCCGCGGCUAGUUGCAGUGCUAAUCUAACGUCCUAAACGUUGGCGGAAUUUUCACUAUAAUUAAACUUUGUAUAGUGGAUUUUAUCUUACUCUGCGCCACUUGGUUUUGUGGUCAUAACCAUAUUCAGAAUGUCCUUCCCCCCUCAUUUAAACCGGCCGCUGUUGCCCCCUCCUGGGAUACCUCACCAGUAUGCUGGCUUCCCCUCAGGAACUCCAAUGAUCCCAGUUCACAUGGGCAUCAUGGCCCCGGCCCCCGCAGUUAUGGUUCCUUCUGUUCCGGUCGUCAGUAAGCCUCCUGUUCCAAAGAAGGACUAUUCUGCGAUGCGAGCCAAGGACGAGGAGAGCAGCGGGCCCACGACCACAGUGUUUGUAGGGAACAUAUCGGAGAAAGCUUCAGACAUGCUGAUCAGACAAUUGCUGGCGAAAUGUGGUAUUGUUUUGAGCUGGAAACGAGUUCAAGGAGCUUCUGGAAAACUUCAAGCGUUUGGUUUUUGUGAAUACAAAGAGCCGGAGUCCACCUUGCGAGCUCUCCGGCUGCUUCACGACCUGCAGAUUGGAGACAAAAACCUGCUGGUGAAGGUGGAUGCAAAGACUAAAGCUCAGCUGGAUGAGUGGAAGGCCAAGAAGAAGACAGCAAAUGGGCAAACUAAGAAGGAAGAAGAUGGAGGAGGUGACGAUGUGGAAGUUCUUGAUGAGGAGACGAAGAAAAGAGACCAGGUAGUGAAAGACGCCAUCGAUGGAUUGAUGCGAGAAUACGCCGCAGAACUCAACGCACCUUCGCAGGAUGACGACGCUCAGAGACGAAAAAGAAAAAAGGAAAAGAAAGAAGAGGACGACAUUAACACCAUUGACAUCGAGGAGGACAAGCGGGACCUGAUUUCCAGAGAGAUUAGUAAAUUUCGCGACACUCACAAGAAACUCGAAGAGGAGAAAGACAAGCGCGAGAAAGAGCGGCUGGAGUUCGAGCGCGAAAGGAGGGAGCGAGAAAAAGAACGAGAGCGGGAAAGAGAACGGCGGGAUCGCGAAAGGGAGAAGGAGCGCGAGAGAGAAAGGAAGAAGGAGCGGGAACAGGAGAGGGAGAGAGACCGUGAUAAAGAGCGUGACCGCAGGAACAGGGAGGUAGAACGAGAGCGAGACUGGGACAGAGACCGUAGCCGUGACCGGAGCGCCGAGCGCAGCCGAUCCAGGGAAUUGAGCCGAGACAGAGAGAGGGAGAGAGAAAGAGAACGGGAGAGGGACAAGAAGCGUGACCAAGAAGAUGAAGAGGACGCUUAUGAACGUAGGAAGCUGGAACGAAAACUCAGAGAUAAGGAGGCAGCAUAUCAGGAGCGUCUGAAAAACUGGGAGCUAAGGGAGCGGAAAAAGGCUCGGGAUUAUGCCAAGGAGUCGGAAAGGGAAGAUGAGCGCAGGCGAGAAAUGAUAAAAGAAGGCAAACGACUGAAGGAGUUUCUCGAAGACUACGAUGAUGACAGAGAUGACCCCAAAUACUACAGGGGGAGCGCGCUGCAGAAGCGUCUCAGAGACAGAGAGAAGGAGAUGGAGGCGGACGAGCGUGACAGGAAGAGGGAGAAGGAGGAGCUGGAGGAGAUCAGACAGAGGCUGUUGGACGAGGGACAUCCAGACCCGGACGCAGAACUGCGCAGGAUGGAAGAAGAGGAGGAGGAGCGUCUGAGACAGCCGCCCAUCAUCCAAGAGCCCGAACCCGAGGAGCAGCGUGAACGCCACAGAGGGUCCAGAGACCACAGGGAACGGAGACAAGAGCCGGAAAAGGCCAAACCCAGCGCACGGCCUCGUCCUCAUCCUCAUCCCUCCGACCAGGAGGUAGAGGAAGGCGAGGAGGAAGAUUAUGACAAUGAUGAAGACAACGUUGAAGCAAAACCACAGCUGAAGCCCAUGAUGCGGCCCAUCACAGCUGCUCCUUCGGUAUCGUCAGCGAGUGGCAAUGUGUCUCCCAACACGCCCGGAGAGGAGUCGCCAUGUGGCAUCAUCAUCCCGCACGAAAACUCACCCCCAGACGCUCUGCCGCAGGACGAGAACCGGCCCAAGAUCGGCCUCAGCCUAAAACUGGGUGCUACUGGGAGCCCCAGCCAGCAUAAUGCCGUCAAGAGGAAGAAGCUUCCAGUGGACAGCGUCUUCAACAAGUUCGACGAUGAGGAGGCAGAUGAACAGCCACGCAAGAGGAAGCUGGUGCCCCUGGAUUAUGACGACGAUAAGAGCCUGGGCGUCGACGGCGCCGGACUGUCCAGCAUAAAAGGAGCCAACACCGAGGAGAAACGCAAGCACAUCAAGAGCCUGAUAGAGAAGAUACCGACAGCCAAACCAGAACUGUUCUCCUACCCUCUGGACUGGUCCAUGGUCGACACGACGUUAAUGGAGCGACGUGUUCGACCCUGGAUCAAUAAAAAAAUCAUUGAGUACAUCGGCGAGGAAGAGGCGACAUUAGUGGACUUUGUGUGCUCAAAGGUGAUGGCUCACAGUAUGCCCCAAAGUAUCCUGGAUGAUGUUGCCAUGGUACUUGAUGAAGAGGCUGAAGUCUUCAUUGUGAAAAUGUGGCGGUUGCUCAUUUAUGAAACUGAAGCAAAGAAAAUUGGACUGGUGAAAUAAGAAACAACCACUGAAUGAAGAUAUCUCUUCUCCCCAACCCCAAACUGUUUAUACAACUGUUGUGAAAUCGUGUCAUCCAGAACAAACUGCAACAUUGACACCAAAUGUUUGUUUUUUUUUCCUGUGAAACACUCGGGCUCCGUGCCGAUGUCCAUGUUGCUUCUGUAUAUAUAGAAUCAUUUGGCUGUAAUGAAAGACUCCUCGGAGUCCAGUCCUCUCCAUUGGUCCUGUGCUUUUACUUCCACACAUGCAGUUAAGCUACAAUUUUCCAAACAUGGUUUUAAGUUGAGGAAAAUGGCUUGUUUUGCAUACCUGGACUUUGAUGGAUGCAUUCCUCAGAGUGGACUUCUCCUUUUUUUUUACAGGGGCGUAUUUAUUAGGGGAUUCAUAACUUGAGCCUUUUUCUGUUUUACCACAUUCCUGAUAAUUAGAUCAGUCUUUGUCAACAAACCACCUCAGCAGAACAGAAUUAUGGGUGGCAACAAUCUUUAGGAAAAAGCACACAUCACAACCACUAUAAGAAAUGGAGCGAAGAACAGGAAAAAUGUCUCUUUGAAGUUGUGAAAUUUUAUUUUUUUUGUAAUGGUGAACAUUUGAUUAAAACUUUUUUUUAAUGCA